This is a messenger RNA of Solea senegalensis (Senegalese sole), 1183 nucleotides long. RefSeq names its product eotaxin-like. The coding region runs from base 597 to 1040 and encodes 147 amino acids. Gene Ontology annotation, molecular function: chemokine activity; CCR chemokine receptor binding. The record is from RefSeq and is a predicted model, not a curated record. Gene Ontology annotation, cellular component: extracellular region. Gene Ontology annotation, biological process: cellular response to type II interferon; chemokine-mediated signaling pathway; cellular response to tumor necrosis factor. NCBI's taxonomy places the organism in Eukaryota, Metazoa, Chordata, Actinopteri, Pleuronectiformes, Soleidae. The transcript has 3 exons.
GUCAAAAGAGUUAAGUACACGGAUUCUUUGAGAGCGUAUCAUCUCCCUUCUAAAUAAAUGAACCACAAGUACUUCCCCCCAGAGCAGAGAAACUUUUAUAAAAUUCACUUCUCGUCUCAGCCAAACUUUGCAUUGCAUCAGUGAAGUAAAGGCAGCUUGUGGCUUGUAGUGAGUGUAGUGGAAACAGACAAGUUUCUCUAUUUGUGCACAUGUAUCUAUGAGGCUUGUUGUGUUUAACUGUGGGUAGAGUUGUGGUUAAAUAAUGUGUUGCUCAUCUUUGGCUGCUCAAAGUUCAGCUCACUGUUUCCUUUCCCCCCACGGUGUGGCCGAAGUGUUAAUCCUCAAUGGUGACGGUUUAGAAGUGAGGUGGGGGCGACCAGCGCAACAGCUGGUGUUAUAAAGCAGGGUUCAAAACUUGUAUGAUUAAAAAGACGGAAGACCUAAAGCCAGCGUGCACAUAAAGCCUGCUGCGCGAGGCUGACUCUGACAACGACUCCACCAAGCAACAAUUAUUUUCUGUGAGCGAUUCAAGGCAUUUUUGCCGAGAGACACUUCAAUCAGCCACUGAAGGUCAACGCCGCAGUGUCAUUUUGAAGAUGAGAUUCGGUUCAUUAUUAGCAACUCUCGGCAUCAUCACUUGGAUGAGCUCAGCCCAUGCAACCCAGGGACCCGUGUCAAGCUGCUGUCCUGGGUGGUCCAACACCAGAGUCCGUGUUCAAAACGUUGCGAAUUACACCAUUCAGUCAGAAGGCGCCUGUGCCAUCAAAGCUGUUGUGUUUCAGACGAAAGUUGGAAAGACGAUCUGCUCCAGCCCUAACAGUGUUUGGGCAAAGAAAGCCAUGCUGAAGGUGGACGAGGAAUUGAAGAGAUUGCAAGGGAUGGGAGUCACCGAGCAGGCGUCAACAAGUGGCAUCAUGCCAGCUGCAAUGACUGUGUCAAAAAAUGUAAAGAAAGGGAAGAAAGGCAUGGAACGAAGAAGAGGACGGAAGAACAAAUCCAAGAGAGGGAGGAAGAUGUGGAGGCAGAGAAAAUAUGCCUAAGGAAUCAUAAGUCCUGUUUGUGUCAGCACACAUGUUUGUUUUAUACUGGACUUGUCUGAUGAUAUCAUAUUAACAGUAAAUACAACUGAAGCAAAGAAUAUCGUUAUUAUUAUUAUUGUUAUUAUUGUUUGUUAUUAUUAUUA